Molecule: messenger RNA, 1527 nt
Organism: Priapulus caudatus
Lineage: Eukaryota; Metazoa; Priapulida; Priapulimorpha; Priapulimorphida; Priapulidae
Product: UPF0764 protein C16orf89 homolog
Cellular component (GO): membrane; cytosol
Source: RefSeq, a predicted model, not a curated record
AACUUCGAUGCUUUAUUUGGUUUACGAGUUGUUGAAGGCCACCUACAAGAAAUCGUCAAGUCAAUGGCCGCCAGAUCAUUGAACCCUGCAGACAAGCAGAUGGAGAUGACUUUGCACACACUAGCAGAUGAAGCGACAAAAGCAGCAAACAUGGCAGUACCGCAUACGCAUGACAAAAAUCCUAUUUACUUCAAGUCGAUGUCUAUGUUAGCAAUGAAGCCAUGGGCAUUGCUACGUCACCAUAGAAAAGUUCUAUCUCACCUCCAGUUGAAUCAUACAAAAGUCAAUAAAAAAGCAGUGAUGAUGUCAGAGGAGAACAGCGAGAGGUGCAUUGCUGCAUUAUUAGAUGGCGGAGGGACGGGCAAACCGUGCUCCAUGGAGGACGCGUGUCUUGACAUCAUGUUCACCCGUGGCCUGCCUGCUCAUCAACUUCUGCACCAAGUGCUUUACGUCAUGCUCGGAAAAAUGGCUGGCUGUGCGCAGGCGCUCAAUACUUGGCUACUCACACAUAAACCGCAAAUGUACCUCGAUAAGUUUGAAAUCGAACUUUGUUCGAACAACUAUUACCAGAUGGAAGAGCAGCUGGAGACAGGUCUUAAUCCAGCUCUCGAGGACUUGUUCUAUGAAGAACAGUUUCUCUGUCCUUCCCUCGGGUACAUGGAGUUCCUGUCACCCGAACGACUUUCGUUCAUAUUGAGCAUGCAGAGACCGACUGGUUGUUAUGGAAACGAACCUCCUAGGAGACCAGAGCCAAGAAUCGGACGGGCUCACGGGCGAAAACCGAAUGAUGCAAUACCGCAAUCCUACCUCAAGCCACAGAGAAAACUUCUGCUUGAGAACUACCCCUCAGAUGGAUGUCUGUCGCACAAGACAGCGAUGGCAGCUGGUGCACUUGUCGUGUAUCUACGUUAUUUGCUCUCCGCCGUGCCAGCUAGCUUCUCACAUCUGAGGCUGGACAGAGAGUCGUCAUACACCGUGAAAUAUCAAGCAAACUUGCACGACUACGACGAGGACCACCACAAGAACGUGCUUCCCGAGCCGCCGGCCGCUGCGCUGAUGGCGCGCGCUGACGCUGACGUCAUUGCGGGGGGCGGACGGGAGCGUCCAGGGCAGGGACCCGUCGGCGACCACCCGCGCAACAUCCCGCCGCCCCCGCGCGUCCCCGCGGACGAUCGCCGCGCGGACGCGAACGCGGACGCGGACUCUCCGGAUGAGAACCACCUUCUCGUCAUCCCGCCGCCGCGCGAAGGUGAGGGGGAACGAGGGGGAGAGCGGGAACGAGGGGGAGAGCGGGAGCCGGACGCGGGCAACGUCUACCACAACGCGCAGGCGUUCUACGAGGCGAGGCGCGGCCAGCCGGACGGGCAGGCGGCGCCACGCGUCGAGCCGCCGCUGCCGCCGCCCGGCCGCCUCGACCUGUCGGCGUUGCUCGUCAUCGUCACCUGCCUCGCGCUGCUCGUUGUCAUGUGUCGCGUCGUCGGCGGCCGACGCUUCCUCUACAGGUACAAGCCACUGCUGAAGAUAUGA